AUGGGCAAAAAGAAAACUCUCGGAAAAAGAAAACAAUUAAAACGUCUAAGAGAACAACUCCGUAUUUUGAACGAAGGAAAAAAAAAAAAACCAAACAUUUCAUUAAUUGAGCUUGAGAAUGUGACGAAUAAAACGGCGCCCACGGUAUUAGAGAAUGGACUGCACGAAGACGGAUCGGCACGCGGCGCGAGCGACUCGAGCGGCGCGCCGGCGGUGCCCACGUCGUUGUCGGCGGCGGCGGCUGGCCAUUUGGAACAGGGAAAAGGGGACUCGUCGCUAUCUAUUGACAGUACGGACAAGUAA
Molecule: messenger RNA, 303 nt
Organism: Parnassius apollo (apollo)
Lineage: Eukaryota; Metazoa; Arthropoda; Insecta; Lepidoptera; Papilionidae
Source: the annotation of a GenBank genome assembly